AUGGAAGCGCACCCAGCUCGACACUCAGAACAAGCCCCUCGUCCAAAGAAGGGACGGAUGGAAGAUAGGAAGGAACGAGAUAACAGGAAGACAGGUCCCUUGGGAAGAAGCCAGAAUUAUACGCCCCUGAACGCUCCGCUUGAUCAAGUGCUCAUGCAAAUCAAAGACGAUCCUUCUUUAAAAUGGCCAGAGAAGAUGAGAGGGGAUCCCAAUAAGCGCAAUAAGAACAAAUAUUGUCGCUUUCAUAGGGACCAUGGGCAUGACACGGAUGAGUGUUACGACCUGAAACAGCAAAUUGAGAACCUUAUCAGACAAGGAAAGUUGAGGCACUUCGUUGGAAGGGAUCGUAAAGAUGAGAAGUUGAAAGGCAAAAUAGAGGAAUCAUCCCGGCCCCCACUAGGAGAGAUAAGGAUUAUCGUCGGAGGGAACUCGAUGGGGCAAUCUUCCAAGUCGAAGAAGACGUAUCUCAAAGCGGUACAAAACGUCCAGCUCUCUGGACGAUCACCAAGGACGAGAUCAAUGGACGAGCCAACCAUUUCCUUCACCGACGAAGAUGCUAAGAGGAUCCAUCACCCGCAUGACGAUGCGAUCGUCAUUACACUGCUUAUUGCAGAUUAUACAACCAGGAGAGUGUUAGUUGACAAUGGAAGCUCAGCAGACAUAUUGUACUACCCCGCCUUCCAACAGAUGAGGCUUGGACGGGAUCAACUUCGUCCAGUCUGCUCGCCACUGAUAGGAUUUUGA
Molecule: messenger RNA, 744 nt
Organism: Quercus robur (English oak)
Lineage: Eukaryota; Viridiplantae; Streptophyta; Magnoliopsida; Fagales; Fagaceae
Exons: 1
Coding region: 1-744 (247 amino acids)
Source: RefSeq, a predicted model, not a curated record